CUCUCUCUUUUCUUCCCUCCGAUUCUCGGACCUUCAAAGAACCCCCAAAAUCAAAUCUUUCAAUUGCGAUUCACACUCAUUGCACAUCAAAAUCUACUGCAAUUUCAAGAAAAUUAUGGGGAAAGAUGAAGACGAUAUGAGAGGGGAGAUAGAGGAGAGGCUCAUCAACGAAGAGUACAAAAUUUGGAAAAAGAACACACCGUUUCUUUACGAUUUGGUCAUCACACAUGCGCUCGAGUGGCCUUCGCUCACCGUAGAAUGGCUUCCGGACCGUGAUGAGCCCGCCGGAAAGGACUACUCCGUCCAGAAGCUGAUUCUUGGAACCCACACAUCAGAGAAUGAGCCUAAUUAUCUUAUGCUCGCUCAGGUUCAGUUGCCCCUUGAAGAUGCUGAGUACGAUGCUCGUCAUUACGACGACGAUCGCUCCGAUUUUGGAGGGUUUGGUUGCGCCAAUGGCAAGGUACAAAUAAUCCAGCAAAUAAAUCAUGAUGGAGAGGUGAACAGGGCUCGUUAUAUGCCCCAAAACCCUUUCAUUAUUGCCACAAAGACGGUCAGUGCAGAAGUCUAUGUCUUUGAUUAUAGCAAACACCCAUCUAAGCCUCCUCUAGAUGGAGCGUGCAGUCCUGAUAUGAGAUUACGGGGCCACAACACCGAGGGAUAUGGCCUAUCAUGGAGCAAGUUCAAGCAGGGUCAUUUGUUGAGCGGUUCUGAUGAUGCCCAAAUUUGCUUGUGGGACAUUAAUGGAACCCCCAAAAACAAAACCCUGGAUGCUAUGCAAAUAUUUAAGGUUCAUGAUGGUGUUGUAGAAGAUGUAGCAUGGCAUUUGAGGCAUGAAUACUUAUUUGGUUCUUGUGGUGAUGAUCAAUACUUGCACAUAUGGGAUCUCCGGUCUCCAUCAGUUACCAAGCCUAUCCAAAGUGUAAUGGCUCAUCAAAGUGAGGUUAACUGCUUGGCAUUCAAUCCUUUUAACGAGUGGGUUUUGGCAACGGGGUCAACAGACAAGACUGUGAAAUUGUUUGAUUUACGAAAAAUCAACACUGCCCUCCAUACCUUCGACUGUCACAAGGAGGAGGUGUUCCAGGUUGGAUGGAAUCCACAGAACGAGACAAUCUUAGCUUCUUGUUGUCUUGGUAGAAGACUCAUGGUGUGGGAUCUUAGCAGGAUUGACCAGGAACAGACGGCGGAGGAUGCUGAGGAUGGGCCACCGGAGUUGCUGUUUAUACACGGUGGUCAUACAAGUAAAGUGUCGGAUUUCUCAUGGAAUCCAUGUGAAGACUGGGUGGUUGCGAGCGUUGCAGAAGAUAACAUACUUCAAAUAUGGCAGAUGGCUGAAAACAUCUACCAUGAUGAAGAUGAUAUGCCUGCAGAGGAAUCCAGAGGUGCUUAAUGUGAAAAGACAUAACUAUAUGAACAAGUAGCCAUGCCCUUUUCUUUUAAUUCUGUCUGAUGAAUGGUUUAUGUUGUGUUAUAAAAGAUACAGGUUAUUAGAGCUGUCA
This is a messenger RNA of Cynara cardunculus var. scolymus (artichoke), 1496 nucleotides long. Its product is annotated as WD-40 repeat-containing protein MSI1. The transcript is spliced from 6 exons. NCBI's taxonomy places the organism in Eukaryota, Viridiplantae, Streptophyta, Magnoliopsida, Asterales, Asteraceae. Gene Ontology annotation, biological process: regulation of gene expression. Gene Ontology annotation, cellular component: nucleus. Gene Ontology annotation, molecular function: histone binding. Bases 116 to 1387 code for a protein of 423 amino acids. The record is from RefSeq and is a predicted model, not a curated record.